Messenger RNA from Prinia subflava (tawny-flanked prinia), 1805 nucleotides. It is a transcript of the gene OMP, whose product is annotated as olfactory marker protein. Gene Ontology annotation, biological process: sensory perception of smell; signal transduction. The transcript has a single exon. NCBI's taxonomy places the organism in Eukaryota, Metazoa, Chordata, Aves, Passeriformes, Cisticolidae. Gene Ontology annotation, cellular component: axon; neuronal cell body; cytosol. The coding region runs from base 754 to 1233 and encodes 159 amino acids. The record is from RefSeq and is a predicted model, not a curated record.
GAAUCAUGGAAUGGUUUGGCUUGGAAGGAACCUUUAAAGGUCAUCUAGUUCCACCCCUCCUGCCAUGGGCAGAAGCACCUGCCACUGGACCCUGUUGCUCAGAGCCCCAUCCAGCCUGGACAGGGGAGUGUGGACAAGAUGGAGGCAGGCUCUUGCAGGGAUGCACAGUCAGAGGACAAGGGACAGCAGCACAAGCUGCAGCUUCUCUUCACCAUGAGCUCAGUCAGACUCUGGAACGGGACUCAGAGAGGCCGUGGGACCUCUGUCCGUGGAAAUACUCAAAGAUGGACUGGAUGAAGCCCAGAGAAACAUGAUUUAACCCUGAAGUAAAUCCUGAUUUGAGCAGUAGGUUGGACCAGACACCUCCAGAGUCUCAUUCCAGCCCAUUUUAGCCAUGAAUCUACACUCAGAGAAAGCCACUGCCACUCAUCCCUGCCAAGGUGGCGUCCCUGGCUUUGUUUUGUGAUAAUGAGCCAUGGUUGUCCAGGAGGUUGCCAGGGAGGCUGACAUCAGACAUCCCUUCCCUACAGAAUAUCGUGCACAGCAGCACCACCAGCUCUGAAUCUGCAAAUGAGUGGGGAGGGCACUCGGGGGAAGCCCCAGAGGUGUUUUGCGUCACUGGCCCAGGUUGCCUAGCGCUGCUGGGACUGGAGAAGGGACACCAGCUCCAGGGGCCUGUCUGAUCUUUCCCCCUGCGUGUCCUCUUUGAGAGCCACACGCCGCUGGGCACGGAGCAGAGGAGCAGCCGAGGUGAUGGCAGGGGAGGCAGGGGUGCUGGAGCUGCCCUUCACCCGCGAUGAGCAGCUCACGCAGCGCAUGCGGCUGCGAUUCCAGAGCCUGCAGCAGAAGAACACAAGGCCCCAGGACGGCGAGAAGCUGCUGCGCCCCAACGAGCACAUCUACCGGGUGGAUUUCAUCCGGCAGCACCAGCUGCGCUUCCUGCGCUGGGACGUGCAGCUGGAGAGGCCCGGGAAGGUCACGGUGACCGGCACCUCCCAGCACUGGACCCCGGAUCUCACCCACCUGAUGAACCGGCAGCUGCUGGAGCCCGUGGGCAUCUUCUGGAAGAAGCUGGGGGCCAAGGAGGUGGAGUGCAAUGAGGCAGAUGCCCAGGAAUUCGGGGAGCGGAUAGCAGAGCUGGCCCAGAUCCGCAAGGUGAUGUAUUUUCUCCUCACUUUCACUGGCGGCCUCGAACCAGCCCAGCUGAAAGGCUCCAUUGUCUUUAAAGCCUGAUCCCCUUUUGCUCAGCUUUUCUCGCUCCAGCAAUGCUUCUUUCAGUUCAGUUCUUUGUUCCAGUUUUACAUCUGGUUGUUUUUUUUUUUAAUGAGAGACAGCACUGGGGUAAAGCAGAGAACAGUUCAGUAUUUCUGGAGCCCCUCAGGCCUGUGAAAUAUUCCCCAAGUGUGCUGCCCUCUGUCCAAAUGAUGGGAAGAACAGGACCAUGAGCUUGCUGCAUUUGCCUGGAAUACAAGACUGUGUGCUUGUGAGUUCAUUGUGGAUUCACUCAGGGUCUUACUGGCUUGGAAAUAGGUGGCUGCCCUACGUCCUCUCACUGUAGCAACUGCGCACCACAAACCUGCUGGAAAAAUAAGGAAUUGUCAUACCCAGUUGGACCCCUGGAGAGAGCCCUGCUGUCUAGAUUCCAUCCUGGACAUUAGAAAGGGAGGGCUUGUUUGUGAUGGAGUUUCUCUCCUUGCAAGGUGCUGAGUGCUUGCAGGCUCUGGUGACUCGUGCUGCUGCUGUGGCUGCUUGGAGUCUCUGAAGACCAGUCCCAUGGAGAAUCCACCUUGCUGUGAAGCUGAAGU